GGAGGAUGAGCAGAUCGUAAUAUCGAAGAGUAGGAAAGCACUGAUAAACCUAGACAAGUAGUGAGUAAAGAGGCCCAAUACAUCCCCGCCAUCGUAAUAAAUCAACCGCCACGGACGAUGAGCAGAUCACCUGAAAACAUGGCGGAAGCUUCUUCGGAUAAUCAAACACAGCUUUCGUUUCUUCCCCAAGACAUCCUUUUCCAGAUUCUGGUACGACUUGGCGCAAGAUCUCGGGGAAAGCUAAGUUGCGUUUCUAAAUGCUUCCGUUCCAUAUUGACCGAUCCAAGCUUCCUCGAGUUUCAGCGAAAUUGGUCGGCGCCCCCUACCCGCGGCACAACCAUUCUCUUCUCUAUUUGGCAUAUGUUUAAAAGGGGUGAUUAUCACCCAAUCGGGUGUCCCAUGACCGAUCCCACUUCCACGCCAGAGCAGUUUUACACCAUAAAUUUUGAAGAAAAUCAGGCGGGAAAGCUCCUUCAAGCAAAACGUGUUAGGCAUCUGGACAGAGGAUGGUUUGGAGACAGAAGAGCUGUGUCUUUUGCAAAAGAUCGAGUAUGUUUCUUCACCCAGCAUUCGGAAUUGAUGGUUUUUGACCUUGCCUCAGGACAACAUACUUCUCUCCCGAAAACUCCCAGCAGCAGAUUUACUUGUGCACUCUUGGGUUAUGAUGGCGUUUCGGGGACAUACAAGGUUUUGAAGGCGGAAAAUAAGUAUUCCUGGGGGGCAGUGACAGUGCCAAUGAAGUACUGGGUGUUCACACUGGGUGUGGAUGAAGAGUGGCGGGAGAUCAAGACCCCUGAAUUGUUUUACCUUGGCGGACGUUUCAUCAAUAGCGUUUGCAUUGACGGCGUGAUCUAUUCCGACAAUGUGCUCUAUGACGGCACGUGGACUACAUUGGGAAGAUGCACUGAGCUGGUGGCAUUUGAUGUCAGGUCGGAGAGUUUCCACCUGAUACCUCUUCCUCCGGCAACACGUGGCGAAGAUGUCAGAAAAUCCUCGUUACUAGAACUCCAUGGGCAGUUUGCUGUCAUUCAUGUCAAUCAGAACAAGCAAAUCAUUGUUUGGACCUUGAAAACGGGAGUGAAAUCGCCAUCUCGCUGGAAGAAGCUUGUUGUCCCCUUUCCAUCAAAUGAAGAGAUUCUGGAGGCAGGCAGUGAAUUCUUUUCCAAGAAUACUUGUAUUACUGCUACUUCAGCCGGAGAUAUUGUAUUGUUAAUGCUGAAUGGAAUACCCUCACUUUGGGUUUUAUCGAAUAAGUUCGGGGUGGGCUCUGUUUGGAAGAAAUUUCGAAUUAAGGGGAUUGCUGAAUGCUCUACGUGUGUUAAAAUAUCAUCUGAAGUACUGGUUGCACAAAACAUUGCAGAGAAUCUCUUUCACUUGGAAUAAGCAAACGCCAUACUAGUCUGAUCUUCUAAGUAUAUUUAAAUCUAAGAAGAGUUCUGUCUUCUUUCACUUUUCGAUACUUUUGGAGUUUUUUUUGAAUGAGUUUUGGCCUGUAUUAGAACAUUUUAGAGUACCAGCGAUGAAUACACGGUGUUUCAGUUCAUGUCCUCUCCCUGCCUUUAGGUUUUGUCUAAUUGUUAUUAUGCUACUUGUUCAAUUCGUAAAGUUCAGUUUUUUAUUGUUGAGUUCUUCUUUUAGCAAUAAGCUUGAUUUUUGCUCCUUAUGUAGUGUUCUUAUGAGGUAAGUAAAUGUUUGGUUCUAUGUUGAGUAAAUGUU
Molecule: messenger RNA, 1716 nt
Organism: Cuscuta epithymum
Lineage: Eukaryota; Viridiplantae; Streptophyta; Magnoliopsida; Solanales; Convolvulaceae
Source: the annotation of a GenBank genome assembly